This is a messenger RNA of Xyrauchen texanus (razorback sucker), 7143 nucleotides long. RefSeq names its product signal peptide, CUB and EGF-like domain-containing protein 1. Gene Ontology annotation, biological process: signal transduction. The transcript has 23 exons. Gene Ontology annotation, cellular component: cell surface. Lineage: Eukaryota; Metazoa; Chordata; Actinopteri; Cypriniformes; Catostomidae. Bases 45 to 3116 code for a protein of 1023 amino acids. Gene Ontology annotation, molecular function: calcium ion binding. The record is from RefSeq and is a predicted model, not a curated record.
ACGCACAACUGGAGAAGUCCAUUCAAUCUCACAGUCUCUUAACCAUGGGUCCUGUCUGCCUUUACUGGGACGUCUGUUUGUUUUUCCUCCUCAUAAAUACUUUCUAUGUCAUGGGAAAUGUUGGAGUCGCAGAGGCUGAUGAGUGCUCAGAAUCCACUGACGACUGUCACAUCGACGCUCUGUGCCAGAACACUCCAAAGUCCUACAAGUGCAUCUGCAAGACUGGAUACAAGGGAGAUGGCAAGCACUGUGAAGAUAUGGAUGAGUGUGAAAACGACUACAAUGGAGGUUGUGUGCAUGACUGCAUUAACAUCCCUGGAAACUACAGGUGUACAUGCUACGAUGGAUUCAUGCUCGCAGAUGAUGGGCACAACUGCCUUGAUGAGGACGAGUGUCUGGACAACAACGGCGGCUGUCAGCAGAUAUGUGUGAACACAAUGGGCAGUUACGAGUGCCAGUGCAAAGAGGGAUUCUUCCUGAGUGACAACCAACACACCUGCAUCCAUCGCUCAGAUGAUGGGAUGAACUGUAUGAAUAAGGACCAUGGCUGUGCGCAUAUCUGCAGAGAGACUCCCAAAGGCGGGGUGGCGUGUGAGUGCCGCCCAGGAUUUGAGCUGGCAGAAAAUCAGCACGACUGCAAACUGACAUGUAACUAUGGAAAUGGUGGUUGCCAACACACAUGCGAUGACACAGACGUGGGGCCUGUAUGCGGAUGUCAUCAGAAAUAUGCCCUUCAUUCAGACAGCAAGACCUGCAUUGAGAAAGAUGAGGCUGCAAUUGAGAGCUCUGAAUUCAAUACCACGUCAGUAGCUGAUGUGGACAAGCGGGUGAAACGUCGUCUACUUAUGGAGACCUGUGCAGUGAAUAAUGGUGGUUGUGAUCGCACUUGCAAAGACACGGCCACUGGGGUGCGCUGCAGCUGUCCGGUGGGCUUCACCCUACAACCCGAUGGCAAGACCUGCAAAGAUAUUGAUGAGUGUUUGGAGAAUAAUGGAGGUUGUGAUCAUUUCUGCCGGAACACAGUGGGAAGUUUCGAUUGCAGCUGUCAGAAAGGACACAAACUCCUCACCAAUGAGCGCACCUGUCAAGAUAUUGACGAGUGCUCUUUCGAGAGGACAUGUGACCACAUAUGCAUCAACUACCCAGGCAGCUUUGAGUGUGUGUGCCACAAAGGCUACAGCCUCUAUGGACUAACACACUGUGGUGAUAUUGAUGAGUGCAGUAUUAGUAAUGGGAGCUGUGAAUACGGAUGUGUGAAUACACAGGGCAGCUACGAGUGUGUGUGUCCCCCUGGACAAAAGCUCCACUGGAAUAAGAAAGACUGUGUUGAGGCGGUAAAAUGCCGUUCGAAUGGGAAGCUGGCACCUCGCGCUCAGCUCAGCUGUUCCAAGACAGGUGGAGGGGAGAUGUGUUCUCUGUCCUGUCCGUCAAAUGCCCUUUUCCUGGCAGAUUCUGAAAACAGUUACACUUUAAGCUGUGGAGUGCCUGUCCAACCAGGUAAAGUCCCACCCAAGAGGAACGUCACUACUUCCAGCAGUAGCUUCUUGCAAACUUGCACAGAGAUGCUGGCCCAGCCUAUAAAGCAGAAAGCACGGUUUAAAAUCAAAGAUGCCAAGUGCCACCUGAGACCCCGAAACAAGGAGAAACACAGAGACAUGGGAAAGCAGAGCUUUCAGGCUGGUCAGUUCCCCUGCACCGAUGACUGUCAGGUAACGUUUGUGAAUCUGAAGUGUGACUCAUCCAAAAAGCGCAGACGAGGCCGUAAAUCUCCUUCCAAAGAAGUUUCCCACAUCACCGCAGAGUUUGAGAUGGAAAUUAAAGAAGAGGAAGCCUCAGAAUCAUGUAAUGUGGAUUGUGUGCGUGAGAAGACCAAACAGAAGCUGCAGAAUGCAAUGCGCACACUAAGGAAGUCGAUCAGUAAGCAGCAGUUUUAUAUUCAGUUCUCCGGCACUGCGUAUGAGGUGGCCCAGCGUGCCGUGCGCCAGACGGAGGGAGAUGAGACUUGCAGUAUAGGACAGGUCCUCACUGAUGGGAAGUGCGUCAGCUGCAGUGUGGGAACGUUCUACAGUGGUGAACAGGACCAAUGUGUGAUUUGUCCACCAGCUACCUAUCAGGACAGAGAGGGCCAGCUGUCCUGUGAGCCCUGCCCCAGCACAGAGGGACAGGGCAUCGCAGGGGCUAAAAAUGUCUCAGAGUGCGGAGGCCAGUGCCCUGCUGGUCACUUCUCUGCUGAUGGUUUCCGUCCAUGCCAGCCCUGCCUGCUGGGCACCUUCCAGCCUGAGCCAGGUCGUGUGCUGUGCUUCCCCUGUGGAGGAGGUCUCAUGACCCGACACACGGGCAGCAUGUCCUUCAGAGAGUGUGAAGCCAAAGUUCAUUGUGCUCCUGGACAUCAUUAUAAUGCCACCACACAUCGUUGUGUACGUUGUCUGGCUGGUACUUACCAGUCUGAGUUCGGACAGAACUACUGUAUCACCUGCCCUGGAAAUACCACGACAGAUUUCGAUGGAGCCACCAAUGUAUCUCACUGCAAAAAUCAGAUGUGUGGCGGUGAGCUGGGAGAUUUCAUGGGCUUCAUUGAAUCUCCCAACUACCCUGGCGACUAUCCAUCUAAUGUGGACUGCGUCUGGACCAUCAACCCUCCAAACAAGAGACGCAUUCUCAUUGUGGUGCCAGAGAUCUUCCUACCCAUUGAGGAUGAGUGUGGGGAUGUUCUUGUCAUGAGGAAGAGUGCCUUGCCGACAUCCAUUACAACUUAUGAGACAUGCCAGACCUAUGAGCGCCCAAUCGCAUUUACUUCCCGCUCACGGAAGCUGUGGAUUCAGUUCAAGUCCAACGAGGGUAACAGCGGAAAAGGGUUUCAGGUUCCUUAUGUCACCUAUGAUGAGGACUACCAACAACUCAUAGAAGACAUUGUUCGAGAUGGUCGACUGUACGCCUCAGAAAACCACCAGGAGAUAUUAAAAGAUAAGAAACUGAUUAAAGCUUUGUUUGAUGUGCUGGCUCACCCUCAUAACUACUUCAAAUACACCGUGCAGGAAUCAAAGGAGAUGUUCCCACGUUCCUUUAUUAAACUGCUACGCUCCAAAGUGUCCAGGUUUCUACGGCCGUACAAAUAGAAACCAGAACAAUUAUUUCACAACCCCUCCUCUAACCCCAUCUCGCUUCCUCCUGUUCCACUGUUUCUUUCUUUUUUCUGCUAGGAAGUUCUCACUACUGUGGGAAGAGAAAGACGUUUGGCUUUCUUCCUGUCUCAAAUGUACUAUUCGCUUUUGUAUUUGUCCUUUUGUCCCGUUUUUGAUUCAUUGUCAUUUUAUUUUGUUUGCUAAUAUUUAUGUGCUUGAUUUUGCAAAAACCCUAUUUGGAUCUUUGAUAUUUACAGUAUAUAUUUGUAUAUGUAUGUAUGUAUGUAUAUAUGUGUGUGUGUGUGUGUGUGUGUGUGUGUGUGUGUGUGUACGUAAAAAAAUUGUGUAAGCUUAUGGCCUCAUACAGACACACACAGAUAUAUAUUAUUAUUUUGAAAAGGUUAUAUUCAUCCCCCUAAUGUGCACAAGAUUAGGAUUUUAAAAUCCUUGGUGCACUUAGUUUUCUUUUAAAACUGUUGGAGAAAGUUUCAAAGUUGGACUCGCUUCAUAAACCUAUUCUGACCACAAAAUUAAACUCAAAGCUUAAUGAAAACAAAAGAUAAAUGAGAAAAAAUAUAGAAGACAAAGACUACCUGUCAGUACAAGCGUUGAGAUAUGUGUACGUUGUUUAACUUGUAUUUGGAGCUUCAAUUGCACUUGAAUUUUAUAUUGUAAACUUUAGAGAACUAGGAAAUAUAAGUUAAGUUUUUCUUUAUGAUUUAUUGUUGUAUAGAUGUUUUUCUUUGGUUGUAGAAACAAUAAUAUGUCCAAACUGCUCCCGACACAGAGCUUAGUUCUUCAAAAGAGAUAAAGGAAAAUAUUUGCAGCACUCUCUCCCUCCUUAUUAUAAUAGUGUACACACAUUUCAUAUCACACACGUUUUCAUAAUAAUGUUUUAGAUCAUUUAAAGGUGAAGUGUGCAAAUUCUUUGCCACUAGUUCCACCAAACAAAAUUGCAAUCUAAUUUAAUUUGUUACAGCAGUCCUGACAACAUUAGCUCAACCAAUAGUGUGAGUUGGGGGAAGGACAGUGGAAGAUGGGGGAGUGUUUGAAAACAGUCAUUAUUUUUGCAGUUCAUUUUGGUGCCGCUAGUUUUAAUAUCAGAAAAGUGUUGAUGUUAAACUGCCAUCUUGUUAGACAUGCUGGUUUCAUGGGGCUUGUAGCUCCUUUUCAGCUUUUACUUUGACAAGUAUACUGCUACUUGUGGUACAGUAUUGUUACAAUGAUUUCUUGUUGAUAACCCUCCAUUUAGUUGUGUUAGCUCAAAGUAUAUUUAGACAUGUGAUGCAAAUCUUGUCAUCAGCAGAGUGCUCGAUCACUGAACAGGCGCAGCUCGAUUUUUAACCGCGCAUCUUUGAACGCACAGAAUGUGCAUGUGCCUGGAAUUAUUUGCCCUAAUUAGUGGGUCCACAAGAUGGCAACACUCACAUUUGAGCUGUUACCGUCAUGAAGAAGUGUUAGAAUAUGUAAUCGGCAGUAAUUAUCUGGAGAUUAAAGUAAAAAUAGUAACAGUGGAUGUGCACAUCAAGAGUGUUCGUGUGAGGAGGUCAGGUGAUACUUGCAUUUGUAUAACUUGAUUCUAAAGGAAAUAAAGGCAUCUUUAUGGGUCUAAACUCUUAAAGAGAAAUAGUUUGGUGUCUCAUAGCAGUCGUAGUGCGCAUGUGCCAACCACCGUGUAUGCGCGCACAGUCAUAUGGAUUAUACUUUGACAGGCUUGCGUUCGAAUAUAUGCGGACGCUGCGCGUUUGCGUCAAAAGCAAAGGAUACUUUGAGCUGAUGAGUGAGUUUUGGGAGAAUGUAAAUACAAUGAUUUUGGCAAGUUUUACCUUUUUGCUUUAAGAUAGUGCAGUCAUUCAUGAAAGUGGUGUGGAGAUUGCUUCAGAACGAUAGAGAGGCUGAUUUUGGAAUAAAGAGUCAUAUUUUGGCUUAUUACAUAUCUAUGACUUAGUAAUUACCUAACACCUUUGUGCUGUGCACAAAAACUCAUAUUUUGUACUUGUUGUUGGACUGUGGAACAUGAAUAGAGGCUGUUUGUUAAGAAGAACUGGUUACAUACUAAUAGUAAGUGAAUAUUGAUUGUUGUAAAAACUUUAUAUAUAAUUUAAUUUCACCUGAAUCAUGAAUAACCAGGUUGCAUUUGCAGUAUAAUCCAUACUAUUUUUUUUAGAGCUGUGUGUGUGUCUAAUUUAAUUUCUAUCAUAGUUCUGUUUAAUAUUGCCUCUUUGAUUUGUGAGAACUAAUGUACUGAACUCUUUGCAAACUCGUGCGCAUCUGUGAGACAAAAAGACUACAGUCUUUUGAGAAGUAAGAUAAAAGGACAGCCCCAAGCAGUAAAGCUCUCUCUCUCACAGGCAGCCAUAAAAUUUAAAAAAAAAUCAUAAAUAAGAUUAUCUGACAUUUGACAAUAUUCUGCAUUGUUUUGCAUAUAUAUUCCAGUUUGGGAGGUCAUUCUAAAGCUGCUUCGUUAUAAGCACUUAUCAAUUCUUGUAUUUCUACUGUUUCUUCAGUGUUCACAGGCAGAGAAAGAAACACACACACGCACAUUAAUUCACAGGUAUACUGGUGUCCUGCCAAUUUUUGGCUCCCUAUUAUCGUUAUGUUUAGGGGUAGGUGUGGUAUUUAGGGAUGGGGACCAAUAGAAGCUUUUCCACUAUCGUGUCAGUGUGAGCCAGGCCUAUCAACUUGCCAGCCAGGGCCAAUAGCCUCAGACCUCGAGUGGCAAGACCAAAAUCGAUAUGCAUUCUCACCAUCUGGCCAAUAGCCCCACAGCGUUGCCCAAAAACCCUCCCUAAAUUUGCCACUGCUGUACCAACGUCACACACCCUCCCAUUUCACAAGCAAGAGGGAAGCUCAAGCUGAGGUAUCAUGUUAUCAAGAAUAUUGAGUUCAUAUAGAAUGUAAACAUUAGCUAGCUAAAUAAAUUACAAAAUCAACUCACCGAAUGUAACUGCUGUGAUUUACCGAGUGGUCUCCCCACUAGCAGCAGGACGAUGUCCCAGCACACCAUCUGUGAAAGUUCAUUGAACCAUGGAAAGACAUUUCUUUUGGCACCGCUUUGGCCAUUGUGCGUUCAAAUGGAUUUUUACUGUGCCAACAUUUUAAAUAAAUGUAAAUUUAAUUUAAUUUAUUUUUUCCCCCAAACCUUUACCAUUGUACACAGGAUACAUAUCCUGACAAGUUCUGCAAAACUUUGCAUUUCACAUUGAACCCGCCUCAAUCCCUGGUUGGCCUUGGUUGGACCCGAGAAAGCCCUAAGGAGGCAGGAUGUAGCCCCGGAAGUAACAGUGGGAAUGCAACUGGCCCUGGCACGCACUACCACGCCCUUAUUUGGCCCAAUAGUAGAAACACAGCUAAUGAUCCCCUACCAGUGUUGGGUGUAAUCAUUCAUUAUUAAGUAAUUAGUCAAGAAAGUAGUGUAAUGCAUUACAUUUCAAAUUAUUGUGGGAGUCAGAUUUCGGCACGCACACUAUAACACAUUGCCUUAGCUUUGUUGUUAUGCUAGCGCAGUAAUUAAACUCUGUUAGCAGUUUGUCCUUGAUCUUCUCUUUUUUAUUCACUUUUUGUCUUGUAUGUUUACUAAAACGUUGGAAUUGGGACUUUUUGAAGAACUGUUGUCAUUAGGAAGAAGAAUGUAAGUAAAAUCGACUAAUAAAAACAUCUCAGUGUCUACAUACACACACAUUGACUUAAGUACUUAGACUGCCACAUGGAGAUACUGCUACUGGUGUGGAUUUGUACGCUUUAUGAAUACAGAUAUGUAAAUGAUGUACAAAUGUUAGUUUUUUUAUUUUAUUAAGUUAAUAUUUACAGUAGAAGGAGCCGAUGUGGUGAUGGUGGCAGUCUAAAACAGAGACAUGCACCGGACUUUUCUAGAAGGCUCUUCAUGGUGAAAACCACAUUAAAGAAAGAGAGAACUAUUCAGCAGUGCAAAAUCAACCCCUGAACUUAAGUAAAGAUGUGUAAUGGAGAAUGGAAAUUAUUGUUAAGAUCUCACUUUAUUAAUAAAUCAUUCAAAUCUCAA